AGCGACAAGCGAGAGUUAUGCCGGGGCUAGGUGUCAAAAACCGCGUACACAUCGUUUUUUCACGUUCUUGUUUUACUAAAUAUUGUAGGUUUUUAGUGAAGCGUCUCACUGAAAAAUAGUGAAAAAUUGAAGAAUAGUGUUUGUUCUUCUUGAAGCGAAUAAUUUUCCUCUGAUAUUGCAACGUUUUAUUAAGGAAAAAUGGCUACAACUGAGAAUACGGUGAACAAAGCCGCAGACAACGGCAAAAAAUUAAACCUUGGCAAUUUGCCAGCCGAUGUGACCGAAGAUGAACUACGCGAUCACUUCAAGGACUUCACUGUGGAGAACGUUGAGAUUUUCCACUACCUAAAGUACACACUGGCAUUGUUGUUAUUCAAAGACAAGGAUACGGCUACGAAGGCCCUCAAAGCCAAAGAUGGCUCCAUGUUCCGUAAUCGUCGCUUGCGUAUGCACAUCGAAUACAUUGCCAUUUGGAAUAUUAAGAAGAACGUUUUCGUCACUGUCGUCGAUGACAAUACGACCGAAGAGCAGGUCUACGACAAGUAUAAAGAUGUCACCGAAAUCACCGGUGUUUUGGUGUUCCAUCCGUUGGCAUAUGUUUCCUGUAAGACACAGGAACAAAAAGAAGCUGCCAUCAAGGAGCUCAACACUGAAGAAGUUACAAUCUACGAUGUCACCGGACAUGAUCAGAACCAUCACAUUGAAAUCUGGCGUGCCGCUAAGCUGUUCUUCCGUAACUUGAACCGUGUGUCAUUGAUCAAUUUGCCCGAAAGUUGGGUUUCCAAUCAGGAAGAACUGAAGAAGGCUGUAUCGGAAACUGGAACAUUGACCGAGGUGAAGGUAAUCAAUAACAGCCACGGUGCCGUCGCUCAACUUUUCUAUGAAAAUGAAGAAACGGCCAGAAAGGCUGCUUUGGAACUCAACCAGAAAGUAUUCGAAGGCAAGCGUAUCCAUGCUCUUCACGUGACUGCUGCUCUUAUUCCAAACUAUCAAACAAGCGUGUACCUCACAUCCUUAGAAAAAGCUACUUCCGAGGAAUGUAUAUACGAUCAUUUCAAACAGUUUGGUGAAAUUGAAUUUGUUAGCCGCCGUAAGUGCGCUGAUGAGCAUGCAGUCAUUUGCUUCGAAAAUGCCGACUCAGUAGAGAAGGCAUUGGAGUGUAAAACACUCCCGGUUCCUAAAGCGGACAGCGACAAGACAGAAGAUAGAAGCAUCACAGUCAAGAAAUACAAUGGUCCUUUGAUCAUCGAUCUUAAGCCAUCGCACGUAAAGAAGCUUUUGGAAGAUGGAGAGGAAUCCAAAAUGCGGCCACCGCCACUACCGCUGGCUAAGUUGUGGCCCAUCUACGUUUCAAAUCUUCCAUACACCGCCGACAAACGUGACAUGCGGGAUUACUUCUCCAGCGUUGGUGGACACAUCAAAUUCAUUUUUUCGCCAAAUAUUCCAGCCUACAAGACCAGUCAAACUUCGAUGGUGAUGGCUGCAUUAAUUUACUACGCACGUCGGGAGCAAGCUACCGAUGCCAUCAAAGCUUUCAACGGAAAACACUUCCAGAAUCGUUGUCUUCACGUGUUUCCUGGACGCAAGGAUACCUACUUCAAUCCGGAGACAUCAGUUCGCUUGGUUCGGUUGACAAUUGGAGUCACCGAAGAGAAAUUGUUCGAAAAGUUCCGUAAGUUUGGCUUCAUCGAAUGUGUUGUCAAACGCAACCGCAACACCGCCCUCAUCGAAUUCCGCGACAAGGAAGUUUGCGACAAGGUUCUUCAGCUCCCCGAUAGCGAAAAGCCCGUUCGCUGUGGCAUCGAACCCUUGACAACGAAGGUCAACCGUAAAAUUUUCAAGGAAAACGACGAAAAGAUUUCCCUGGCUAUGCAAGAAAUCAUUGAUAAGAAUCCAGCUGUUCUGGAGAAUGUACAGUCAACCAGAUUCAGUGGACCGCCACCACUGAAGCGUGGCCGUUUCAACGGACCAGAUCCGAACUUUGGUAAUCGCAACGACUUUAACAAUGGAAACGACUUCAGCAACCCUCAGGUUAUUCAGGAUCUCCUACGUUUGGCGUUUAUCUCCGGUAAGAACUUAGGCGAAGGCCUAGCCAGCGGAAACAACAAUCCAUUCAACAACUCAGAUUCGCCACUGUCCGGUUUAAAUCUUGCCAAUGGAUUUAGCGGACGUAGCUAUGGUGGAUCGAACAGUUUCGGAAACAACUCUGGCAACCGCAACAAUUUUGGAGGCAACCAAAACAACACCGGUGGCCGCAACAAUUUCGGUAAUCAGAACCAAAACCGUAACAACACCGGAGCUAACUUUGGAGGUGUUGGCAAUCCAAAGCGAUUCGACGGCACUAACCAGCAGCAACAGAACCGCAACCCAAACCAAAAUCGUCAGGCUGGUGGAAAUCCGAACAGACGCUUCUAGAAAGGUCUCACCAGCAAACAAAUAGAACAAUGACGGGGACUGCUUGUCAUGAAAGCAAGCGAUCUGUUUCGAAUACGAUUUGACACGAAUGGUGAUUUCGUGGAGAAUCGCUUUCCCCGACUUUUUCCAGCGAGCAGAAAAAUUAUUUAACUACAUUGUGUGACCGUAUGGAAAAUCAUAUUUAGGAGGAAGAGGCAAUUUGCAUACAACUUGAUGAUAACUACAUUUUCAAUGAUGAAACAAAAUAUUCUUACUUUUACGAUUUAAUGGAUUUUAGACGAUCUUGAUUUGAUGUGUAUGAAGAUUAUAAAAUAUACAACAAAACGUAUUGUAUUUCCACAACAUUGGUAGUUUUAUGAUUGUAAUUACAUUUAAGAUUUGAUUUUAUUUAAUCGCAUUACAUUACAACUUAUUGAAAGAAAAUUGUAAUUCACAAACGCAUAUUUAAAUGAGAAAAAAAAAUCAAUGGAAAUGUUUGACAUAAAUAACAAAAAUUCAUUGUAUUAGUAAACUUUAACCAUUUUGACAAGAUCACAACAUAAAACAAAAUAUUGAAAAAUAUCGUCGGUGGUGCGUAUUGGUAACAUUUUUGAGACUACGAAAUGUAUAAGCACUGAUGACAAUGUGUGCGUUUCCCCCUCUCCCGCAGCACCACGAUGAAUUUGAAUGGAAUAUGAUCAUAUUAUAAAACUAUACCGUAAUCUUAUCAAUAUAAGAAAGUUUGUCUUUUUGCAUCUUGAAAAAUUAUAAAAUGUAAUGAUAUAGUGGAAAUUUUCGCACUUACCCAUGGAAAAACGUCGCUGUCAACUGGAGUAAAAACAAAUCUA
Molecule: messenger RNA, 3242 nt
Organism: Ochlerotatus camptorhynchus
Lineage: Eukaryota; Metazoa; Arthropoda; Insecta; Diptera; Culicidae
Exons: 7
Coding region: 199-2415 (738 amino acids)
Biological process (GO): regulation of DNA-templated transcription
Cellular component (GO): nucleus
Molecular function (GO): RNA binding
Source: RefSeq, a predicted model, not a curated record